Brassica rapa (field mustard) is the source of this 3757-nucleotide messenger RNA. Its product is annotated as transcription factor MYB3R-1. Gene Ontology annotation, molecular function: DNA-binding transcription factor activity, RNA polymerase II-specific; RNA polymerase II cis-regulatory region sequence-specific DNA binding. Gene Ontology annotation, cellular component: nucleus. The record is from RefSeq and is a predicted model, not a curated record. Gene Ontology annotation, biological process: regulation of DNA-templated transcription. NCBI's taxonomy places the organism in Eukaryota, Viridiplantae, Streptophyta, Magnoliopsida, Brassicales, Brassicaceae.
UUUGUUUGUUGUGGUCCUUUCGUUUGACUUUGUCCACAUGGUUUUUAGGGGUUUAAUGCAGAUUUCUUUGCAUUUUGAAAUAAGAGGAGGAAAGAAGAGUUAUAUAACCUGUUUGAACAAAAAAAAAAGAGUUAUAUCACCUAAAUUAGAAAAUAAGUUGCGUUUCAGCUGUUAAUGAAUUGAAAAUGCGUAUAUAUGCUAAUGAAUGCAAUGCAUAAUGCUAUUUGAGUGAAGAACAGAAUCUCCCAAAAGAGAAAGAAAUUAAGAAAACGUUUUUGUUAAUGAAUAAAUAAAUAAAAAUAAUAUAGGCGUGGAACUUUAAUGGGAGACUUUAGAUUCACAAGCUUGAAAUGAACGGCUGAGAUCAUCUUUCCACUUAUGUUUUGAUCUUAACUUUGAAUUCCGCCUCUCCAUGUUUUGAAUACAUCACAUCUCUCUCUCCUCUUUAUUUUCAUCAUCGUCACUUGGAUCUGCUGAGCUGUUACUGUGAGAUUCUUGUUGUUGCUUCGUGCCUACGUUCCCUGUAUUCUUGGAUUUGAUUCAUCUCCUGCUUCUUAAGGUCACACUCAGUUUUGAAUCAAAGAUCAAAAUUUACUCUUUGAAGCUUCGAGCUUUGGUUCAAAGAGAUCAAAUUUGAAGCUUUGAGCUUUGAAUCAAAGAUCAAGUUUCACACUUUGAAGCUUUGAGCUUUGAAUCAAAGGCUAUGUGGGCAUUGUGCUAAAAGCUUACUAGGGAUAUGUAAAAGACAAAACAAAAGAAACUGGCUUUGGGGUAUACUAUAUUGUUGCUUCUCUUGCUAAGUAUGAAGCCUGAGAUGAAAGCCCCCAAUGUUAAAGAAGGUGGUUCCCAGGGAAACCUGCAAGGGAAACAUGGGAGGACGUGUGGCCCUACAAGACGAUCCACUAAAGGACAAUGGACCCCCGAAGAGGACGAAGUCUUGUGCAAAGCUGUCGAGCGUUUUCAAGGAAAGAACUGGAAGAAGAUAGCUGAAUGUGUUAAGGACCGGACUGAUGUCCAGUGUCUUCACAGAUGGCAAAAGGUCUUGAACCCAGAGCUUGUGAAAGGGCCUUGGUCCAAAGAGGAGGAUAACACAAUAAUUGCUCUGGUAGAAAAAUAUGGUCCAUCGAAAUGGUCUACUAUUUCUCAGCAUUUACCUGGGCGCAUUGGAAAGCAAUGUAGAGAAAGGUGGCAUAACCAUCUUAACCCUGGCAUCAAUAAAAAUGCAUGGACCCAGGAAGAGGAACUUACUCUUAUUCGUGCACAUCAAAUUUAUGGGAAUAAAUGGGCAGAGCUAAUGAAGUUUUUGCCAGGAAGGUCAGACAAUGCAAUAAAAAAUCACUGGAACAGCGCAGUUAAGAAGAAGUUGGAUUCCUACUACGCAUCAGGUCUUUUAGAUCAGUGUCAAAGCUCGCCACUCGUUGCUCUUCAGAACAGAUCCGUAGCUUCAUCUUCCUCGUUGAUGCACAGCAGUGGAGAUGAAAGUAAUUUCAGGCAAGGGGCUGAUGCUGAAGAAUCAGAAUGCAGCCAAGCUUCAACUGUUUUUAGUUGUUCACAGUCGAACAAUGAUUUGCUAGACGAGGUUAAACCUCCAAAUGAAGAGUUCUACAUUCCUGAAUUGCUUUCAGGAUUGGAGCAGCAAGUCUCAAACUCUCCAUCUCAUGCAGAAUCUUACUGCCCUUCCUUUGAAGAUGUUAAAAUUGUUGUCCCCGAGGUUAGAACCACCACAGCUACAGAGGAUCACUUGCAGGGCGUGUCUAACAAUGUUAGACAGGAUCUCAGUCUAGACUGUCCUCAGUUAUUGGCUCAUAACAUGGAUGGAGAUGAAAAAAAUGAAGCAUGCCAGGCUUUUCAAGAUUCUGUCAAAUUAAGUGAUCAACCUUCUUUGCCAAACUCGGACACAAGUAUUCAUCCACAACCUCAAACUUUGACUACGGACGUGGAGUGUUGUAGGGUUCUUUUCCCAUAUGCCAUGAAAGAUAAUGGUACAUCUUCUGGUGAGCAAGGUCAGAACAUGGUUGACCCUCCAAAGGGCAAAGGAGAAGAAACAAAUGCUCAUGAAACGGGAAACAUUCCAGCUUUAUCUUGGCAUCAAUCAAAUUCUGAGAGCCUGGAGGGUCAUAAUGGUGUUACUUUAUUAUAUUCAGCUGUGGAGGACUCAGUUUUACUCCACAAUGAUUCUGCUCAAGAUUGUGAUCUCCUUGGAGCUACUGCAUUAGAACGUGAAACUGAUACAAAUGAUGGCAAUGAUGAUAAUGAUGGCAUCCCAGAAUCAUAUAUUACCAAGGAUUUUUUGAAGCUAGUACCUCUGAAUAACUUUGCCUCUCCUUCUAGAGUGAACAAGAUUCAUUUCCCUAUUGACGAGAAGCCAGCUGAAAAGGACAAAGGAUCUCUUUGUUAUGAGCCUCCACGGUUUCCAAGUGCAGAUAUUCCUUUCUUCAGCUGUGAUCUUGUACCAUCAAACAGUGACUUAAGGCAAGAGUACAGUCCCUUUGGUAUCCGCCAGUUGAUGAAUUGUACAACUCCGUUAAGGCUAUGGGAUUCACCGCGUCAUGAUAAGAGCCCUGAUGUCAAAAGUUUCAGUGGUGCACCAUCCAUCUUAAAGAAGCGGCGUGGGGACUUGCUGCUGUCACCUAUGCUUGAUAGGAGAAAAGAAAAAAUGGUGAAAAGUGCUAAGGCUUCCUCCUUGGCUUUAGAUUUUUCAAGAUUAGAUGAUUGCAAUAAAAAUAAACGUGCCUCCUCUUCCGAAGCCAAAGAGGAUCCAAACGAAACCUUGGAGUCAGGAGGAGUGUCUUCAGCUAAAACUGACCAAGAAACUCGUAGGAGUUUGGUUUAUUAUAAUGAUGUUGGGAUGCAAGUGAGCUCUCCUGAUAAAGCUGGAUCUAGACUGGAUAACAAAGUGAAUACAGUUGCGAAAGAUCCAUCAGACCAACACGAAAAGUCAUUAGCUACUAUUCCAACUGAAGAAAUCUCGUCAGAACCUCCAUUCACAGCAGACGAGAUUCCUUUAUCAGUAAUCUCAGGAAUUAAAACCAACACUGCAGAGAGUAGUGUAGAUAUUGAAACCUUCAGCAUAUUUGAUGGAACUCCGUUCAAAAAACUCCUUGAUACCCCAUCACCAUGGAAGUCAUCACCAUGGAAAUCACCUUUACUCUUUGGAUCUUUCUUGCAAAGCCAAAAUUUGGAUCCAGAUAUUACACUUGAGGAUAUUGGGUGCUUUAUGAGUCCCGGAGAGAGAAGUUAUGAUGCCAUAGGACUGAUGAAACACUUGAGUGAACACACAGCUACGGCAUAUGCAGAUGCUUUGGAAGUCUUGGGUAAUGACACACCUGAAACGAUACUCAAGAAGAGACGGCUGAACAAAUCUAUUCAAGGGAAAGAAAAUCAACACUGGCCUCAUGAUCAACUUGAAAACCGAUCCCAGUGUGUGGAAAUGCAGGUGGAGGGUCGAGCUUUGGACUUCAGUAACUGUGGGACACCGGGGAAAGCAAAGGUAUCAUCUGCUUCUCCAGGCAGCUACUCGAGCCCAUCAUCUUACCUUUUGAAGAGUUGCAGGUAGAAAAAAACAACAUUUGUUGAUAGACAUUCAUUCUCACCUUCAAUUUUUUAUUUAUCAUCCCAUAUAUGUAUGUCUAAUGUCAGAUUCACUCUCUCUGUCUAACUUUUUCCUUGUAAUGUGUAGAUCUUUCAACUCUGGACAUGAAACCAUUGAUUAAUACCGAAAAAGUUACUUAGUUCUCAAAAAGUUAACUUAUAAAUC